AUGCAGAGCAGGGACUCGGGCGUCAGACUCCCGGUCCUGCCCACCCGCUGCAAUCUUGGGCCGCCGGUGCUGCAGGCGGCUCUGUGGACGAGGUUUUCACUCCAGUCCGCCCGCACAGCUCCCUCCGGGCCCCGCGUCUCCCCUUUUGGAGCCGCGGUGACGGGCAGGGCGCGCCCGCGGGCCCAGCCUCACCUCCCGCAGCGCCUUCCAGUUCCGGGAAAACUCUUCCGCAGCCGCGGGAGGCCGCACGACAGCGCCGGCGGCGCCUCCCGGCCUCCCGCUUCCUUCCCGCGCCUUGCCCGCGCCGCCCUGCCCCGGACGGCUCGGCCCGCACUUCCCGGCGGGCGCGACCCCAGCCUCCCGGACCCCGGAAGCGACCCCGGAAGCACCCCGCGCGUGUCGCCGCACGUGCGCCCCAAUCCCCGGAAGUGCUCGCCUCUCCCCCACCGGCUGGAAACCAGGCCCUCGCCUCAGGUUCCGCACGACCGGGAGCAAGUGCCCCGAUUUGACGUGGCCCCGUUCACGUGCAUGUGUGAGGACGGGCUCUGGGGGCCACCCUGCAGGGCCCCUCGCUGCUCCCUGAGCGUCCUGGGACAGCUCUUCACCUUCUCUUUCCGGCCCGAGCUGGGCGUCCUCGCUGCCUCCUUCAGCAGUGAGCUCAUGGUGAAUGCCUCCCUCAGGCUGCGGAGGCCACCCCACCACUGCUUCACAGGAGGCCGCGCCUGGCUGCCCCCAGGUGCAGCGGCCAGGGCCACAUACUGCUCGGGCCACUUGGAGGGCGACAUCCUGGUGGGUGCAGACAGGCUCUGUGUCCAGCCAGUGAGGAGGCAGCACGGGGAGCUGGUGCCUCCCUGGGAGGCCCAGCCCCAUCUGAUCCACAGGCCCGCCCCUGCGGCCCCCAUGGUCCCAGGGGUCCUCCAAGAUAUUCUAGAACCUUCCCUCUCAGCCCUGCCUCCUCCCUUGCCAGGCCGUCUUCCUUCCCGUCGCCUCCAGAGAGGGGCUGCCGGGAGCGUCCUGCACCUGGAGCUGCUGGUGGCUGUGGGCCCCGACGUCUACCAGGCCCACCAGGAGGACACGGAGCGCUAUGUGCUCACCAACCUCAACAUGGGAUCAGAACUGCUGAGGGACCCAUCCCUGGGGGCUCAGUUCCGAGUGCACCUGGUGAAGAUGGUCAUCCUGACUCGGCCUGAGGAUGCUCCAGAUAUCACAGCCAACAUCACCUCGUCACUGAUGAGCGUCUGUGAGUGGAGCAGGAUGGUCAACCCCCAGGAUGACACGGAUCCCGGGCAUGCCGACCUGGUCCUCUACAUCACCAGGUUUGACCUGGAGUUGCCUGAUGGUAACCGGCAGGUUCGGGGGGUCACCCAGCUGGGGGGCGCCUGCUCCUCCUCCUGGAGCUGCCUCAUCACUGAGGAUACCGGCUUUGACCUGGGGGUCACCAUCGCCCAUGAGAUUGGGCACAGGGUCGGCUCUUGGUCGGGGACACGGGCUGAGAACUUCCGGCCCCGCCCACCCGAGCCCACCCCUCCAAACGCCCUCAAGUCUCUCCCCAACUCUUUCAUCCCGCCCCCACCCGGUGUCCACCCGGGGCCUGAGCCCAGGCCUUGUCCCAGCGCAGGACGGGCGCGCUGCGUGUGGGACCCGCCGGGGCCGCAGUUCCGGCCCGCGGGGCGCCCUCCGGAGGCGCACCCCGGCCUCUACUACGACGCUGACGAGCAGUGCCGCGUCGCUUUCGGCCCUGCAGCGGUGGCCUGCACCUUCACCAGGGAGCACUUUGACAGGUGUCAGGCUCUCUCCUGCCACCCAGAUCCCCUGGACCAAAGCAGCUGUAGCCGCCUCCUCAUUCCUCUCCUGGAUGGGACAGAGUGUGGCGUGGAGAAGUGGUGCUCCAAGGGUCACUGCCGCUCGCUGGUGGAGCUGAGCCCUGUGGGGGCAGUGCACGGGCACUGGUCUGGCUGGGGUCCCCCCAGCCCUUGCUCCCGCUCCUGUGGAGGAGGUGUGGUGACCAGGAGGCGGCAGUGCAACAACCCCAGACCUGCCUUUGGGGGGCGUGCAUGCAUCGGUGCUGAGCUCCAGGCUGAGAUGUGCAACACCCAGGCCUGCGAGAAGACCCAGCUGGAGUUCAUGUCAGAGCAGUGCGCUGAGACCAACGGGAAGCCACUGCAGCUCUCACCAGGCAGCACCUCCUUCUACCGCUGGGACGCUGCUGCACAGUACAGCCAAGGGGAUGCCCUGUGCAGACACAUGUGCCGGGCUGUUGGCGAGAGCUUCAUGGUGAGGCGUGGGGACAGUUUCCUGGACGGGACCCGGUGUGUGCCAAGUGGCUGGCGGGAGGAUGGGACCCUGAGCCUGUGCGUGUCGGGCAGCUGCAGGACGUUCGGCUGUGAUGGCAGGAUGGACUCCCAGCAGGUGCGAGACAUGUGCCAGGUGUGUGGAGGAGACAACAGUACGUGCAGCAAACAGAGCGGCUCUUUCACGGCUGGAAGAGCCAGAGAGUAUGUCACCUUCCUGACGGUUACCCCCAACCUGACCAGUAUAUAUGUCGCCAAUCAGAGGCCUCUCUUCACGCACUUGGCAGUGAGGAUCCAAGGGCGCUACGUUGUGGCUGGGAAUUCGAGCAUCUCUCUCAGCACCACCUACCCCUCCCUCCUGGAGGACAGCCGUGUCGAGUACAAAGUGACCCUCACUGCGGACCGGCUGCCCCGCCUGGAGGAGAUCCGCAUCCGGGGACCCACCCAGGAAGACAUGGAGAUCCAGGUUUACAGGCGUUACGGCGAGGAGUAUGGCGAGCUCACCCGCCCCGACAUCACCUUCACCUACUUCCAGCCUAAGCAGCGGCAGGCCUGGGCGUGGGCCGCCGUGCGGGGGUCCUGCUCGGUGAGCUGUGGGGCAGGGCUGCGCUGGGUGACCUACAGCUGUCUGGACCAGGCCAGGAAUGAGUGGGUGGAGGCUGCCUGGUGCAGAGGGAGCCGGCAGCCAGCGGCGUGGCCGGAGUCCUGUGCCCCUGAACCCUGCCCCCCAUACAGGGAGGUGUCCGCUGUGCGCUCGACGGCCUGUGGAGCAGAACUGGCUGCGCAGAACGUGACGUGCACGCAGGGGGCAGAUAACCUGGAGCUGCCGGUGACUGCUGGGCCCUGCUCACCAGACGAGAAGCUGCCGGCCCUCGAGUGCUGUGUGGCGAUGACGUGUCCUCCCAGCUGGGGCCAUGUGAGUCUGGACCCCCAGCCUCCCGGGGAGGAGGCUACAUCCCCAUCGGGCAGUGCCAGGCUGGAGGCUCACCCUGCACAUGUGUGGACUCCCCUGGCGGGGCCGUGCUCCGUCUCCUGUGGUCGAGGCCUGAUGGAGCUGCGUUUUGUGUGCAUGGACUCUGCCCUCAGGAUACCUGUCCGGGAAGAGCUGUGUGACCUGGCAAGCAAGCCUGGGAGCCGGCGGGAGGUCUGCCAGGCUGUCCCGUGCCCGGCUCGGUGGGAGACCAGAGCCUUGGCACCGUGCCCAGUGACCUGCGGAGGUGGGCAGGUGCCGCUGGCUGUUCGCUGUGUGAGGCUGGACCACGGCCACUCAGUCCCCCUGCCUCACUCCAAGUGCUGGCCGGUGCCCCAGCCCAGCCCCUUCGAGGACUGCAGCCCGGAGCCCUGCCCUGCCAGGUGGCGGUACAAGCUGGCGGCCUGCAGUGUGAGCUGUGGGGGAGGGGUUGUGCGGAGGAUCCUGUAUUGUGCCCGGGCCCACGGGGAGGACAAGGACGAGGAAAUCCUGCCGGACACCCAGUGCCAGGGGCUGCCUCGCCCCGAGCAGCAGGAGGCCUGCAGCCCGGAACCCUGCCCGCCCAGGUGGAAAGUCACAUCCCUUGGCCCAUGCUCAGCUAGCUGUGGUCUUGGCACCGCCACACGCUCGGUGGCCUGUGUGCAGCUGGACCAAGGCCGGGACGUGGAGGUGGCCGGGGUGGCCUGUUCAGGUCUGGUGCGGCCACAGGCCAGCAUCCCCUGCGUUGUUGCCGACUGCACCUACCGGUGGCACGUCAGUACCUGGACGCCGUGCUCUGUCUCCUGUGGGGGUGGCAUCCAGCACCGGCAUGAUGCCUGCCUUGGACCCCAGGCCCAGGUGCCCGUGCCAGCUGACUUCUGCCAGCACUUGCCCAAGCCAGUGACGGUGCAGGGCUGCUGGGCUGGGCCCUGUGAAGGGCAGAGGACACCUAGCCCAGCGCCCAACAAGGAAGCCACUGCUCCAGGCCAGACCACAGCUGCCACUGCUGAUGCUUCCCCGGAGCGGCCCCAGCCCCGGGCCCACCUCCUCUCCCCAGGCCCCUGGCCUCAGGGACUCCUGCCCGGGCCCCAGGAAAGCCCGGUGGAGUCCAGUGCCUGUGGCCAGCAGUACCUUGAGCCAACAGGAACCAUUGACAUGCGAGGCCCAGGGCAGACUGACUGUGCGGUGGCCAUCGGGCGGCCCCUGGGUGAGGUGGUGACCCUCUACGUCCUCGAGAGUUCCCUCAACUGCAGCGCUGGGGAGAUGCUGCUGCUCUGGGGGAGGCUCACGUGGAGGAAGACGUGCAGGAAGCUGGCCGGCAUGACCUUCAGCUCCAAAGCCAACACGCUGGUGGUGAGGCAGAGGCGCGUGCGGCCAGGAGGAGGAGUGGUGCUGCAGUAUUCCAGCCGGCCCGCCCUGGGAACCUUCCACAGAGAUUGUGACAUGCAGCUCUUUGGACCCCGGGGUGAAAUCGUGAGCCCAUCGAUGAGUGCAGAUGGGAGGAAUGUGGGGGGCUGCCGUGUCUUUAUCAACGUGGCUCCCCGGGCCCGGAUUGCCAUCCGUGCCCUGGCCACCGACGGGGGCAGCAGAACCGAGGGAGCUGAUGCCAGCUACAUCUUGAUCCGGGACAUCCACAGCCUGAGGACGACGACGUUCCGUGGGCAACAGGCGCUCUACUGGGAGUCAGAGGGCAGCCAAGCCGAGAUGGAGUUCAGCCAGGGCUUCCUGGAGGCACAGGCCAGCCUGCGGGGCCAGUACUGGACCCUCCGACCUGGAGCUCAGAAGCCCGGCAGGACCCUGCCCUAGCUUCCUCUCCAAGCGCAUCCCUCAGUUGACGCGAGGGCGCGGUGGGGUGCCUUCUCCCAAGCCUGGAAGGGAAGGAAGGAAUCUGACAUUUAUGAGCGCCUGUUAGGUGCCUGGCCAGCCCUGGAGGGUUGACUCUGGUCUCUGAGUGCUUUCCAAUUUGAAUUCCCUCCAAUCUUAAGUAUUUCCUCUAGGGCCUCCUCCAACGGGCAAAAGGCUGGGAGGUAGAAGGGGGGACUCUCCAGAAAGGCAGCCCCCAGCCCCUCGGGUACCAAUAAACGGAAC
This is a messenger RNA of Ceratotherium simum simum (southern white rhinoceros), 5328 nucleotides long. The record is from RefSeq and is a predicted model, not a curated record. Lineage: Eukaryota; Metazoa; Chordata; Mammalia; Perissodactyla; Rhinocerotidae.